AUGUGUCCAAUCUACGUCCACUCCCAAAACGUGUCCCCUCUCCUGCAGUUCACGAGGCGAGCGGGUCAGAGCCUAAGGCACCGACUGCACCAACUCGCAGCAGCAAUCGAAGCGCAUCGCUCCAACAACGCACAACUCUGCACUGAUGUUUCCACCGGAGCUGCUGCCCGACCCUCAUCUGGAUCUGCAGCAGCGGUGGCAGCAGUAAGUGCAGCAGCGGUGGCAGCAGUGCGCAUCUCCACCUUCCACUCCUUCUGCCUGCAGACCCUCAGGCAGUUUGCGCACCUGGCGGGCCUGCCUAAGGACUUCACCGUCUUCCCUCCCAAGAUGCAGGCAGAGACGUUGAUGGAGCUGCUGCAGGAGUGGGCGGAGAGGAAGGCUGCAGAGGCAGGGGAGAGGGAAGGAGAGCACGGGGCCAGUCGAAUAAGUGUGCCAUCAGGCAAGAAACUGCACUUCAUCAUCCGCCGCUUCCUGCACGAGUUUGGCCGCCUGGAAGCCGAGAACGCGGCCAUGCAGGUGCUGCAGGGGUCACGACCACUGCACCAGCCAGCAGCAGCAGCGGCAACCUCAUCGCCAGCAUCGAAUUCAGCUCCAGGUGCUGCUGCUUCUGGGGCGAGCGGUCGUGCUGCUGCUGUGAAUCAUGGUGGCGUGCAGAGAAGGAGGCGGGUAUCGUUUGGAGGAGACGGUGGUGGUGGAGGAGGGGAGGGUGAUGAGGAUGGCGGGCUGUUUGCGUGGCUGUGGGAGCAGUACCGCCGCCGCCUCGUGCUCAACAAGGCCGUCGACUUCUCCCAGUUCGCCCCCAAGGCGGUGAAGUUGCUGCACGCACAUCCAGAGAUACUCGCAUCAAGCAGCGUGAGCAGCAGCAGCAGCAGCAGGGAGCACGUGGUGGACGAGUUCCAGGACACUGACAGCUGUCAGAUGGAGCUGCUUCUGCUGCUCUGCCGCCCGCUGCCGUCCGUACCGACCCUGACCCUCGUGGCCGACGACGACCAGCAGAUCUACUCCUUCCGCGGCGCCAUGGGCCUGCCGAACCUGCGCCGCUUCCUCCGAACCUACCCGCAGGCUCGAACAGUCUGCCUCGACCAGAACUUUCGAAGCUGCGGCUCGGUUGUGGAGGCCGCGCGCCACGUCAUCGCGCACAACCAAUGGCGGCAUGCCAAGUGGAUGGUCACAGCAGCGCCAGUGGGCCCGCUUGUCUCCUUAUGCGAGUGCCGCACGGAUCGGUGCGAGGCGGCAGCUGUGGUCGGCAAGAUCUGUCAUCUAGUGGGGUCAUGCGGGGUGCCGGCGAAUCAGAUUGCAAUACUGUACCGUGUGCAGGCCGUGGGAAAGGUGAUUCGGCAGUAUCUGAAGAGCCAUGGGAUCAAGGUGUCUUCUGCUGCAACUGGAGGAGGGGGAGCAGGAGGCUUUGGAGGUGGAGGAGGGGGAGGAGGAGGAGGGACGGCAGGAGGAGGGGAAUGGGGAGCAGCAGAGGAGGAUGGGGUAGCAGUAGCUGCAAAUGGUUUCAUAGCAGAGGGGGGUAACAGUGCAACGGCUGGUACUCGGGGAGGGAGGGGGACGGGGACAGUAGGAGCAGUUUUCCAUGAUAUCCUGGCACUCCUGCGAUUGGCUGCCAAUGAAUCGGAUGACGUGGCAUGUCGGCAGGUCCUGCGCUUUGUUUGCCCGCCGCCCACCCGCAAGGUGGCAGUCUGUCUGCGCACGCUACAGUGCGCCCCGCACCGCAUCUCCCUCCUGCCUGCCGCCCGCAUGACUCGUCUGCACCUCCUUGGCAUCUCCCGCUGCGCCGCCCUCUCCAACGUGUCUUCCACCGACCCCGGCGGUGCUUGUAACCGAUCAGCAGGAAACAGCAGUGCUUAUAACGGAUCACACUCUACCCAUGCACACAAUGCAGCCGAACCUGCAUGGCCCCACACACUCUCACCAGAUGACACGGAGGUGUUAGAGGGAAUAAGGAAGAUGGCUGCAGCAGUAUCAGAGCUGCAAGGCCUCCUGGGCAUCCCCCCGCCUGGCUGGUCCUCUCCCCCUGCUCCUGCCUCCUCUGCUCCUGACUCUGCGUCUCGCCACCCUGCAUGCAGGAGGAGAGGCAGUGCUGCUGGGAUUAUGGGUCUGGGUGGUGGGCCUACGUCCUUCCCUGCGUUUUUUCAAGGAGGAGGAGGGGAGGAGGGGGAGGACGAUGGGGUGUCCUGUGAGGCUUUGGUGAGGUGUGCACUUCGGUUUGUAAGAACAGUGAGGGGUGGGGAGGGGCGGAGUGGUGCGGGUGUGGGGGCGGAGGUAGUGGUUCAGGGGGUGUUAGGGGGCGCCGGGGGAGGGGGAGUGGUCGGAACGGUUGGGGGAGGGAGAGGGGGUGGGGGGACAGGUGGAGGUUGGGCAGGUGGACGUGGGAUGGGGGGGCAGGGGGGAGGCGCAAGUGCAUUAGAUCCGGCCAUGUUUGCCGGUGUGAGAGCUCUGCUACUAGAGGCUGCGGCUUUUGACAGGGAGAGGAGGCAUACGCGGCAGGCGAUGCAGGCGAGAGUAACGAGUGCUGCAGCAGAAGUGGCGUCAGCAGCAGGAGCAGCAGCAGGAGGACAAGCAGCAGGAGGGGCUGCACUGAGGAAAGCAGGUGAAGGAGCAGAAGCAGUCGGGGGAAUGGGGUUGGGAGAUUUGCCAGGAAGGGUGGUGUCAGGGUGUGAUGCGGGGAGCGAAAGAAACAACAGCGGCAACGGUAACAGCAGCAGCGGAAUUAGCAGCAGCAGGCACAUGGCCAAUCCAGGCGGCUACUUCUCCCCAGCUACCACCCCUGUGAAAGACCGCUACAGUCCGGGCGGCAGCAGUGAGAGCAAGCAGGGCGGCAGGAGGCCGAGCUAUGCUGACCUGCUGCUGCAGCGUGAAGGAGUGGUGGGAGUGGUGGGCGGCACCGGCAUGGCACAGGCAAUGGGGCUCGCCCGAUGGUCCAAUGCUGCAGGGGCUAUCGCUGCAAGGCAGAUGGAUUUGGAAAGACGGAUGGGGAAGCAAGGAGAGGUGGCAUCAAACGAUCCUGGUGCUGGUGCUGGUGCGGGUGGUUAUACUCGUAGCGAUGGUAAUGAUGGUGAGAAGGGAAAUGACGAGAGGGAGUUGGAGAGAGAGGAGGAUGGGGAGGAGGCGGAGGAGGAGGUAGUGGUCCAGUUUGUAGACAGAGUGAUGGAGAGAGUGCAUGAGAGGGAGCUCGGGGUGGGUGUGGAGGAGGGGUUGGGAGGGGUGGGGGACGGUGCUGGUGAGAGAGAGAGUGCAGGGGGACGUCUGGGUAGGCGAGCAGGGAGGGGGGGUGAGGGGAAGGGGCGGGGGAGUGGGGGGAGUGGGGGGAGGGAGAGUGAGCAGGACAGCGGAGGGGUGGUGCUGAGCACGAUUCACCAGGCCAAGGGGUUGGAGUGGCAGGCUGUGAUUGUAGUGAGGGCGAACGAGGGCGUGCUUCCACUGGUGGACUUCAGUAGAGUCACACAGGCCCCUGCCACUGCCACCGCCACCAACUACUCACCCACACCCCAAACCCUACCACCGACAACAACAACAAUGACAGCAGAUGCAGCGGCAGCACAAGGGGCAUCAUCGGGACCAGGUGCCUAUAAGGCAGGGGGGGCAGUGGGAGGAAGAGAGGGGUGUGGGCGUGAGAGUGGGGUGCGGCCCCUUCCUCCUCUGCCUGCCAUGCCCCCGGACUAUGACGCUCAGCUGGAGGAGGAGGUGAGCCGAGAUAUUUGA
This is a messenger RNA of Closterium sp. Naga37s-1, 3708 nucleotides long. NCBI's taxonomy places the organism in Eukaryota, Viridiplantae, Streptophyta, Zygnematophyceae, Desmidiales, Closteriaceae. The record is from the annotation of a GenBank genome assembly.